GUUAUGUCAUGCUGACACUAUUAGUGGCACAUACUAGGUCCUACAAUAUCACUUACAUGUUGUUACAUUCACAGUUCUUUCUGUAAAUUUCUGAACCAACAUAUCACAAGAUCACUUUAAGAAACAAUUUCAGAGAAAGCUAAACUGGUUAUUUUUUUAUGGCCCUAAACUGAGAAAGGCGGUGUGGCAACUUAUUUACCUUAUCGUUGGGGUAAUAUGAAGCACAAGUGGUUGACUUCAAUCAAAAAGUUGAAUUAUUCAAGUAAUACCUCAAGAAUCCAUCACCAUCAAGAGCCAAUGGAUCAGUUUAAAGGAAAAACAGAAAGAGCCAGAGAUAGAUCAAGGGGAAGGACCAAUCAAGCCAGGCGAUCAGGUCUACGUGCGAGCGUUUCGAAGAAAGUGGAACGAACCCAGAAGAGAAGGGCCCUUUAUAGUAACCAAAGCAUCACCCACCGCAGUUCAAGUGGAAGGACGCUCCACCUGGUAUCAUCUCAAUCACUGCACUAGAGCAGUCCCGCAGGUACAGUCAGGUGUGCCAACCGAGGUAAGUGGUGAAGAGGAACAGUAGGGGACAGGCAAGAGCAACAAGAAGCUGACACUGAACCGCAGGAACUUGACCAAGUAAUAAGGGAAAUUUUCGGUCCUGAGGACAGGCCCGUAGAUCCUAAGGAUGGGGAUAUGGAUGGUAGUACUCUUUCAGAUAAUGGGGACGACUUGGGGGCGACCAGUCCUGCCCCCCGGGAUGAUACACUCAGAUACUCUUGUGCAGAUUUGGAGACCAUUAAUUUGGCAGAUGUGGCAUGGGACUGUUAGGAUCCCACAAAACCUGAGAGAAAGGAGUAAGAGGAGCACAACGAUUACCUCCGUACCAUGGUACCAGAACAUAUGGUACCAAUGGGCAAAUUAUACAGCAGGGAUGAUGAAGAGACAGAAUUGUUAUGUAUGCUCAAGAGCAAAUCCAGCACAAUAUGUAGUCCCCAUGCCAUACAACUCUUCCACCUGCGUGCAAUGGCGAAAGGAGCGGAGGGGGCAGUGUGCGCAGCAGUGUCCAAGUAUAGUCAAGACCUGCAGUAUGGGAAUUUGUAGCGGGAUAGAUCCUUGUUAUCGGAAAUGUAUUGAUAACACACCAAUGUGCCCUUAUUGGUGUAUGUUAUACCAGGCUUCCUCGCAGUAUGAUCAAAACAAGCUUGCCUCUAACUGUAAUUACAGCAGACCGUGGACUAUGAAUAAAAGAAGCCAGACAUCCACAUUUGAAAAGCUCAAAGUGCAGGAGCAUUUGAGUUAUGAAUGUUUCACACGGACGGGUGAUCUCUUGGUUGGACAUUUCAGUGGUAACUGUGCUGAGACUUGGGAUGUAACCCCAGGCCAGAGAUACAAGACAGGUACCUCUCCGCCCGAUGGUGCACUGGAUGCCCAGACCAUCCCGUUAGCAGAUACCUGGUGGCUCUGUGGGAAGGAGGGAGGUCUGAGAUCCACGCUCCCCCUCAGUUGGACAGGUACACGUACACGAGUUAUGCUGAUUCAAGAAGUUGUAGUAUCCCCUGAAGUACAAUUUGACGCUCUGAAGCAGCAGAUACUGCGACAAAGGAAGAGAAAAUAUGAACCUGAUCCAACAAUCCAAAUCGACAGUAUAGGACAGCCGAAAGGUAUACCUAAUGAAUUUAAGGCAAGAAAUGAGAUUGCUGCGGGCUGGGAGGCACUUACACCUAUAAUAGGGGUUAGUAAAAAUGUUGAAUGGAUAAAUUAUAUAUAUUAUAAUCAACAAAGAUUCAUUAACUACACUGAUGAUGCACUGGAGGCUUUGGGGCAGCAGCUAGAUGCAACCAGUAGAGUGGCGUGGCAGAAUAGACGGGUACUAGACUGGCUAUUGGCAGAGAAAGGAGGAGUUUGUGUAAUGUUUGGGGAACAGUGCUGUACUUUUAUACCGAAUAAUACUUGUCUGGAGGGAUCGUUUACCAGAGCAAUGAAUAAACUGAAAAAUUUAAGAAAGGAAGUUAAACAAAAUGCAGGGUUUGGACAUCAGUUCUUCGACUGAUUAAAUAGUAAACUAGGAGGAUGGGGACCAUGGCUGACCAAGAUUGCAGUAACCAUUGGUAUUGUAUUGCUAAGCUGUGCGGUCAUUCUGUGCUGUUUUCUUCCAUGCCUCAAGUCGCUUGUAGUGCGUGCUGCAAUGAAACGGUUUCCGAUGCUCCUGGAAAUUGUUGGGUCGAGCCUUAUGGAGAAGGAGACACCGAUGAUGUUUUCGUACAGUCUACGAGACAUGCAAGACGAACAGGAGAGAGAUGAGAUAUGUGGGGAUUAGGCUGUGAAGGCUCCUGAGUCUUUUUUCCUGUCUCAGUUACGAAGGGAUGGGUUUUUGGCUCAGCGGCCUAGGGAGUUAGGGAGAGAACACUUUGAGUCUUAAGCGCAGAAAACUAUAGUUGAACCCAAAUUUGGGAGUAAAUGCGUGGCUUUAUUUGAGCUUUUGUGCAUAGACUCUCAGUCCUCUCUCUCUAUGAGACCCUGUGGGUCUCAAAGGGCAGAUUAUAUCGGAAAAUGUAAACGCAUACAUUGUAUUUUCUAUGUAUUACAGUAUUUACAGUAUUUACUCAACAGUAUUUCAGUAUUCACUCAAAUGCACACAUUAUAUUUUCUAUAUUUACUGUGUAACCACUGCUAGCUGAAUAGAGGGUAUUCACUAUGUAGCCAUGACUUUUGACCUAAUCACUAUUAAUUCAUGAAGAGAACUAGAAUGAAACCAAGUAGAAAGAUAAUGGUGGCGAGUAAAGUAAUGAAAUAUGUGGCAGUAUGUCAAAACAAGACCAAUUAAGAAAUAACUGUGGUUAGUUAUGAGGGGACACCUGGUCUAAGAAGUAAACUAGGACAUAAUUAAAUUGGGGAGUAAAACAAUAGUGGAAGGUCGAAAGCGGAUGUAUUGAUGACAUGUGAUCACAGGCCGUCUGGAUAUGAUAAUGUAGCUAAGAUAGGAGAUUGCUAUAAAGAAUGCUGUGUACAAGCCUCGAUGGGCAGUCAGCUACUAGCUUUCUGAUUGUCUCAGCUUUGAUUUGCAAAUUAAAGUUUAAAACUUCUUGAAGGAUUUUCUGCGUCUCCUUGUUGUUUGUAAGAAACGAGAAACCACGACAAUACCAACCCAGUUCCUCCCCCUACAGACACACUACCUGAACCAAGUAUUUCUGUUUCUAUUUCAGGUUUUCAUUAACCUCAAGAAAUAGAAAAUGUUAGAAUACAAAAAGUUCU
Molecule: messenger RNA, 3237 nt
Organism: Mobula hypostoma (lesser devil ray)
Lineage: Eukaryota; Metazoa; Chordata; Chondrichthyes; Myliobatiformes; Myliobatidae
Product: syncytin-B-like
Exons: 2
Coding region: 671-2035 (454 amino acids)
Source: RefSeq, a predicted model, not a curated record